GGUUCGAGGCCGGCGGGGCCCGGGGCAGGGGGGCGGCGCCACGCCGCGGCCUGGCGCGCCGCUCUGGGCCGCCCGCCCGGUCCCGGAGACCGGCUGGGCGGGCCGCACCUCCCCGCUCCCACCCCGCGGGGUCCCCACUGCCCCGCUGAGCAUCGCCUUCCCGGUACCUGCUCUCUGUUUUCUCUCCUCCCCCCGGGGAUCGAGCCGGCCCGGACCGGCGCCUGGGGCUGAGACUCCGAGUAAGUGGUGUGUCCGAGGCUGCCCGGCUCGGGGGCGGCAUGGUCAGCCUUUCCGGGUGGCUCCGCUACCGCGAAGCCUUCACUUAAGCGCACGAUGGCAGGAAAGAAGGGAAGGGUUGUUCAAGCCCAGCGGAUCUGCCUAGAGAGUUUUCAGCGCGCCCCUUUGAGGGACUGGAGAGGUGGUGCCUCUCCAAACCAGGGGCCACGGUGAGCGGGACGGCUUGACAUUUAUACAUUUGGAAUUGGGAGAAAAGGAUUCUCCAACCGCCUAACGCCAAUUUAAAAAGAAAUGAUGAUGAUGAUUGUUUUAAACAAGUCUUUCUCACUUUGAAUUUGGAAGCAGAUGCUUCUCCGUGUUUCUAUGGGACGGCUGGACUCCUUGGCAGGCAUUGAUUAGGAACUGACAGCAGAGACCCGAGUUUGUGGAUGAUCGGGCUGUUGGAACAGGAAUGGUUUGCGGUUCUGAGAGUUUCUGGAGAGCUGAGAAAACAGAAGUCCUCAGUGAAGAUCUGUUACAGAUCGAGCGGCGCCUGGACACCGUGCGCUCCAUGUGCCACCAUUCCCACAAGCGCCUGAUGGCCUGCUUCCAGGGCCAGCACGGCACCGAUGCCGAGAGGAGACACAAAAAACUGCCUCUGACAGCUCUUGCUCAGAAUAUGCAAGAAGCAUCAACUCAGCUGGAAGACUCUCUCCUGGGGAAGAUGCUGGAGACGUGUGGGGAUGCUGAGAAUCAGCUGGCUCUGGAACUCUCUCAGCACGAAGUCUUUGUCGAGAAGGAGAUUGUGGACCCUCUGUAUGGCAUCGCCGAGGUGGAGAUUCCCAACAUCCAGAAACAGAGGAAGCAGCUCGCCAAAUUGGUGUUAGACUGGGACUCGGUCAGAGCCAGGUGGAACCAAGCUCACAAAUCUUCAGCAACCAACUUUCAGGGUCUUCCCUCAAAAAUAGAUACCCUCAAGGAGGAGAUGGAUGAAGCUGGAAAUAAAGUCGAACAGUGCAAGGAUCAACUUGCAGCAGAUAUGUACAACUUUAUGGCCAAAGAAGGGGAGUAUGGCAAAUUCUUUGUUACGUUAUUAGAAGCCCAAGCAGAUUACCAUAGAAAAGCAUUAGCAGUCUUAGAAAAGGCCCUUCCCGAAUUGCGAGCCCAUCAAGAUAAGUGGGCGGAAAAGCCUGCCUUCGGGACGCCUUUGGAGGAACACCUGAAGCGGAGCGGGCGUGAGAUCGCGCUGCCCAUCGAGGCCUGUGUCAUGCUGCUCCUGGAGACAGGGAUGAAGGAGGAGGGCCUUUUCCGGAUUGGGGCUGGGGCCUCCAAGUUAAAGAAACUGAAGGCUGCUUUAGACUGUUCUACUUCUCACCUGGAUGAGUUCUACUCGGACCCCCAUGCGGUAGCAGGUGCUUUAAAGUCCUAUUUACGGGAACUGCCUGAACCUUUGAUGACUUUUAAUCUGUAUGAAGAAUGGACGCAAGUUGCCAGUGUACAGGAUCAAGAUAAAAAGCUUCAGGAUUUAUGGAGAACAUGUCAGAAGUUGCCACCACACAAUUUUGUUAACUUUAGGUAUUUAAUCAAGUUCCUUGCAAAGCUCGCUCAGACCAGCGACAUUAACAAAAUGACUCCCAGCAACAUCGCAAUCGUGUUGGGCCCUAACUUGUUAUGGGCCAAAAACGAAGGAACGCUAGCGGAAAUGGCAGCAGCCACAUCUGUCCACGUGGUUGCAGUCAUUGAACCCAUCAUUCAGCAUGCCAACUGGUUCUUCCCCGAAGAAGUGGAAUUUAACGUAUCAGAAGCCUUCGUCCCUCUCGCCACCCCCACUUCCAAUCACUCUUCUCACACUGGAACUGACUCUGUCGACUCGGGGACCCUGGAGAGGAAGCGGCCUGCCAGCAUGGCGGUGAUGGAAGGGGACCUGGUGAAGAAGGAGAGCUUUGGUGUGAAGCUUAUGGACUUCCAGGCCCACCGGCGGGGUGGCACUCUAAAUAGAAAGCACAUAUCCCCUGCUUUCCAGCCACCACUCCCGCCCACAGAUGGCAGCACCUUGGCGCCAGCAGGCCCGGAGCCCCCUCCCCAGAGCUCUAGGGCUGAAAGCAGCACAGGGGGUGGGACUGUCCCCUCCACUGCGGGCAUGCUGGAGCAGGGGCCGAGCCCGGGCGACAGCAGUCCUCCAAAGCCCAAGGACUCUGCGACUGCACCUGCACCUGGGAGAAACAGCAGUCAGGCGGCCACCGGGCAAAGCCAGGCCCAGGCAGCUGCUGGCUCGCAUCAGCUCUCCGUGGGUCCCGCGCACAAUUCCGCUGGCCCGAGCCCACACACGCUGCGCCGAGCUGUGAAAAAACCUGCUCCCGCACCCCCGAAACCAGGAAACCCGCCUCCUGGCCAUCCCGGGGCCCAGAGUUCUCCAGGGACAUCUCAGCAUCCGCCCAGCCUGUCACCAAAGCCGUCCACCCGCAGCCCUUCUCCUCCCACCCAGCCCCCGGGCCAGGCCCCAGGCCAGCCCGGCGCCACCUCGCAGCUCUCCGCACCCCGGAGGUACUCCAGCAGCCUGCCUCCGAUCCAAGCCCCCAACCACCCCCCGCCGCAGCCCCCCACACAGGCCACGCCGCCGCCGGCGCUGGCUAAGCCGGGCAGCCAGGGCCCCGCCGCCCCCGUGGCCCUGCCCGGCGAGCAUGGACUGGAGCAGCCAUCGCACACCCCUCCCCAGACGCCCACGCCCCCCAGUACUCCACCCCUAGGAAAACAGAACCCCGGCGGCCCUCCUGCUGCUCCGACCCAGGCGGGGAGUAACACUGAGAGCGCGCAGCCACACGCCGGAACCUUGCCGAGACCGAGACCGGUCCCCAAGCCGAGGAACCGGCCCAGCAUGCCCCCGCCCCCUCAUCCUCCGGGCGCCCACCCGACGGCGGAUGGCAGCCUCAGCAUCGCCGCUCCCACCGCCUCCAAAAUCGUCACCGACGCCAAUCCUAGGGCUUCAGAACCGCUUCGCAGCCUAUUUCCCGAAAUGCACUCAGACUCAGCCAGCAAAGACCUGCCCGGCCGCAUUCUGUUGGACAUGGACAAUGAUACAGAAAGUACCGCCCUGUGAAGAAAGCCACCCCGCCCCCGCCCCGGACCCCUUCCACCCUGGCGAGUGGAACAGGGGCCAGGCAGACAUUCAUCUUCACAGACCCAACAGCGAGAAGCUUUCAGUGGAAGGAAAAAGAAGGCCUCCCCAGCCCUGCAGGACCCGGCCUCCUUCCCAGCCCCAGGAGAGCAGGGAGGCUGACACUUAAAGCUGAAUGACCUGUGUCUUGAAGAAGUUGGCUUUCUUUAAAUGGGAAAGAAUCAUGCCAAAAGAAAGAAAGCAAGAAAGAAUUUUUUUUGAAAAGAGAAAGCAAAAAAGAAUUACCUGCAGCAGAAAGCGCAUCCCUUGUAGGAAGCUUGUGUCGCUGCUGUGAAUGCCGGCAGCAGCCUCAGCAAAUUGGAAUGAAGGAAAAGCCAUGCGCUGAGCACCUGUUUCAUCAAAUGCAUUCAUUACACGAGUCUCCUAAACUUCCCGCUCCAUCGACUUUUCAUGCUCCCGUAUCUUCAAGGGAGGCUGCUCUCCCUCAGACCCACUGCAGAAUCAUUUCGUACGACGUGUGGGCUUCGUCUCCCCCUCAGAGCCACGAGCAUCGGUGGUGACCGCUGGAUCCGUCACCUCAGCAAAUGAGAUCGCCCUGUGCCUUGUCAGAUUGCCAGAAUGAAGAGAGAAAUGUACUGUGUUUGUUUGUUUGUUCGUUUUCCAAACCAUGUAAUUGCUACUUGAUAAGGACCGAACAUUAUUCUAGUCUCAUGUUUAAUUUGAAUUAAAUAUAUUCUGUGGUUUAUAUGAAA
This is a messenger RNA of Phacochoerus africanus (Common warthog), 4083 nucleotides long. RefSeq names its product Rho GTPase activating protein 17 (gene ARHGAP17). The transcript has 20 exons. Gene Ontology annotation, molecular function: GTPase activator activity; protein binding. The record is from RefSeq and is a predicted model, not a curated record. Lineage: Eukaryota; Metazoa; Chordata; Mammalia; Artiodactyla; Suidae. Gene Ontology annotation, biological process: positive regulation of GTPase activity; regulation of actin cytoskeleton organization; signal transduction. The coding region runs from base 689 to 3313 and encodes 874 amino acids. Gene Ontology annotation, cellular component: cytosol; cytoplasm; intracellular anatomical structure.